GGUAUUUUAUAACUCUUAAGAGAUAAACGCGAGUGUGCCAUCCAACGAGUUAGACACUUGUGUCUUGACCAUUCUGGUCAUAAUUUUAUCCCUCAUACCACUCGGGGUAACUAUACAUUGUUUGUGAUAUCUCAUAAUUUGUUGCAUAAACUCGCAUAUUUAUAUAUAUUUUUUAUUUAGUGAAAAAUAUUAUCAACAAAAAAAAAAUCUUCAAAAUACAGUGUUACUUUUGGUGAUUUAAAAAAAAAAAAAUUUAUAUACUUCCUGACAAAGAAUUUUCUAAAUUAAUAUACGAGUAUACUUUUAGUGGUUUUUUAUUAUUUAAUUUCAUAUUCAUCGGCUAACUUCAAAGUGGUAUUUAUUGAAGAAAAGGUUGCUCCUUUUUUAGUGUUAAAAGAAUUGAAGAAAGUGUUGGACAAAUACGCAAAAAAUUUUCUAAGGAGUAAACAGUGACACGCGUGUCAUCAAAUCAUGAUUAAGCUUUUGUAAAAGAAAAAAAAAAUCUAACUUUGAUAACUUUAAGAAAGUAUAAUCAUAGAUUAGUAUUUAGAAAAUUUUUAAUAAAAAUAGAAAAAAAAAAAAAUAUAUUACGCAAUCACUGGUGUAUUGGAAUUUUGAGUAGCGGUGCAUCCUCGUCAUAGUAGUAAAGAGGAAAGCAUCGAUCGUUCGCCAUUUUGCCAACAACUACCGCAGCACAGUCGCACCCAGUAGUAGCAGUGUUAAAAAAAGCUCUGUAAAAAUAAAAAUCAUAAAUUAAAUAACAAAAACAAAAUAAUUAAUCAUCUAAAAUAAUAGUAACAUAAAUAAACAAUAGCUUUUAUUAGAUUCUAUUAAUCCAAGUGAUAAUAAAAUUCCACCUUGUGAUUCAAAAAAAAGAAAAUUGAAUAAUAAAAACAAUUUAAUGCGAUCAUCGUGUUGUAAGGUCGCCGGACUUUAGUAUGUAUUGAUCGCAAGCGCGCGCCAUAUUUAGUCGCGGCGGCGCUUAUCACAGUACUCUGGGUAAUUUAAGAAGAAAAAGACAAUUUAAAAGACGAGCCCAAAUAACAAAAUAUAUAAAAACUAUAUUAUCAAAAAAAUAUAUAUAUAUUUAAAUAUAUAUUUGCCGAAAAAACAACAAGUGUUUUAAUAUUCAAAAAAUAUAAAUAAACAACUUGAUAUAACAUAAUUGCAAGUACAGAAACAGAAACAGAAAAAAAAAAAGAGUCAAAGCAAUAAAAAAGAAAGAGAGUGUGAGAGAAAAGAAAGACAAACAGUUUUCCAAGAGUUAAAAGAAUCGUCAGGCUGGGAGGUCGUCUGAGUGAAGUUGUGGGUCCCGUCGUGGAGGAGGCCAUUGAGCCAGGGGAUGCAACCCUGCUGACGGGGCCCUCGAGAGAGGUCUCGAUACCACGAGUACCUCCACCACCUCCACGUAUAUUAACAACCCCAAGUCCACCCAGACCACCUCCCCUUCCUACACCAUUACAACAAUUACAUCAACAAAAAUCACAACAACAACAACAACAAAAACAAUCACAUUUACAUCCUCAUAAUCAACAACAAUUAAUUAAAAGUCACAGUUCUGUACAAAUUCAUCAAAUUCAAAAUUCAACAAUUCAACAACAUCAACAUCAACAAUUACAUCAUCAAGUUAGUGAACCUGGACAACUUCAACAACACCAACAUAAACAAAACGAUAAAAUGGGUACUGUAUUGUCAUUUAGUCCACGUGAUAGACGUGCAUCAACAGUCUAUCCACCAAUUGGACAUCAACAAGAUUUUACGCUCAAUAAUUAUAAUUAUGAACAACUAAAUAAUGUUAAAAAUCGUGAAAAUAAAAAUAUAACAUCUGUUGUACAAUCAACAACAAAUAAUACAUCAUUACAAAAUAAUAAUAUUAAUAUUAAUAAUAAUGAUAAUGCUAAAAUAAUAUCAGAAAAAAAUGCAUUGGAAAAAAAUUUUAAAAAACAUUCAUUAUUUAUAAAUGCAUUAUCAUGGAAACGAUUUAGUACAACUAAUAAUAAUAAAAAAAAAUUGGAUAAUAAAAAUAAAAAUAUAACAUUUCGUCAACCACUUGAUACUAUACCAAAUGUUGAUAAAAAUAAAAAUAUACAAACACCACAGACAAAAGCACCAGUUUCAAAUAACAAUCAUGGAACUCAUAGUAUAAAAUGUGAAAAAAUAAUUGAUAGAUCACAGACAGUUGGUCCAAGAAAAACAGUUAUUCAAGCAUCAACAUCUGAAUUAUUAAGAUGUUUGGGUGUUUAUUUGCAUGGUAAAUGUACAAGACUACGUGAUUUUCAAGCUGGUGAUGCUGUCAUGUGGCUGAGAACUGUUGACAGAAGAUUACUACUUCAAGGUUGGCAGGAUGUGGCAUUUAUAAAUCCAGCAAAUGUUGUAUUUGUUUAUAUGCUAGUGCGUGAAUUAGUUGAUGGUGAAGAAGCAUCUGAGCGUGAAUUACAAGCAACAGUAUUAACAUGUUUAUAUUUAAGCUACAGUUAUAUGGGAAAUGAAAUAAGUUAUCCAUUAAAGCCAUUUUUAGUUGAAGAUAGUAAAGAUAAAUUUUGGGAUCGUUGUUUGCUGAUUGUUAAUCGUCUUAGUACUAAAAUGCUGAGAAUCAACAGCGAGCCUGGAUUCUUCACUGAAAUAUUCACCGAGCUCAAGGUAUAUGACACCCCAUGGAGGCGCCCUUCACUGAACAUGGGUCCAUAAAAUCCAAAGGGCCUGCCCGCGGAACCGGAGAACGUGGGAGUCUUACUGGAAGUGGCCUCGAGCGAAGCCUCGUUGUCUCCGGAGUCGCGGUAUCUACCAAGGCGGCUUGACAAAGCUACAGAGAAC
Molecule: messenger RNA, 2814 nt
Organism: Aphidius gifuensis
Lineage: Eukaryota; Metazoa; Arthropoda; Insecta; Hymenoptera; Braconidae
Gene: Cdk5alpha
Product: cyclin-dependent kinase 5 activator 1
Exons: 4
Coding region: 1678-2688 (336 amino acids)
Biological process (GO): activation of protein kinase activity; positive regulation of cyclin-dependent protein serine/threonine kinase activity
Cellular component (GO): cytoplasm; protein kinase 5 complex
Molecular function (GO): protein kinase binding; cyclin-dependent protein serine/threonine kinase activator activity
Source: RefSeq, a predicted model, not a curated record